UAUGUAUAGGGAUGAAGAUGUACGUAGUUUAAUGUGAAAUCGUGCGAGAGAGCGAGUGAUCAGUAAUACAAGUGUAGUAAUAUACGAGUAAGGCGCAUGAGAAAACGUGGUAGUAUGCAAAGAGUGAUAGAUAUAAAGAGUUAAAAUUGUCGAAAGAAUGAGACGCGCGAAUCUGAUUGCGAGGAUGAUAGAGAAAGAGAAGAAGGAGAAAAGCGUUGAAAUCUUUUAGGGAGAGCAUUUUAUUAUUUAUUCUCUUACAUCGUAAACACACAAGUAGAGUCGUAGGAUCGAUUAGUAGAGUAGCAGUACGAAGAGAUGUCCGUCGCGUCUGUAUUUAGCGGUAGAUAAGCGGUUUAUAUAUAGUGUUUUUUAGAGGAUUGUUAGAUAGAUCUUUCUUUAGUACCGCGGUGGUUCCAACAAGAAUACUUUUGAUUCGUGCCAAGUGUGAUCUUCGAACGUGCUUUGAUCAAAUUCGAGGGAAGGGUUCGAGUAAACAGCGGCAUACGGCAGAUGGACGGCAAACGCACAGUGUGAAAAGCGGAAGAAGAGAAUCACGAAGAGAGUUCUAUCCUGAUAACAGUGAUACAAGUGUGUGCAAAACUAAUUCUAUUGGAAACCAGUGAAUUUGAUGUAUAAAUGUAUAAGGAUCAUGGCGAUGUUUUGACACGUUGUAUGGAGGAAAAAGGCGAUAGAUGAACGACCGUGGAUGUGAAACGGAUUACAGUGCUGAAUGAUAAAGUGAGUUUUGAAAAAAAGAAAAAAAAACAGCGCCUUCGGCGGAGCAGAGUCACUUGACGUUUCUUCAUCAGCGUCAUUGCAAGAUUCAGUAGACGUUAUCUGUUAAAUAUUAUCGUGGAUUUCAACAGAAUCGUUAUGACUUGUUGUUGAACGAAACGUUGUUGGACGUCCUUUCGUCACAUAUCGUAUUAUACAAAUAAAUCAACGUGAAUGAUGACGCUCUAAUAUCACUACAUGCCAUUGUGACCUAUUGCUUAAAUGGAUGACGAUUCAAAGUUGUGAAGAUACAAACCAGUUCUGGUACCACUAAAACAUUUCUGUUAUAAUAACAGGCACACUGCAUUUUUGCCUCAUCAAAAAUAUCGGAGGAAAUUUAAAGAAGAAUAAAUAAAUAAAUAAAUGAAACAGAAAUAUACAAAAUACAAAAAUGCUUUUCUACCAACAAAUCAAAAUCGGAUCACGUCGGAGUCAGUUGUCAAGGGUUGAACGGCAUAGCGAUAUGAUGCACAUGGACAGUCGUCGAACAAAGCCACAAUCAAACUAUGCAAUCGUUAUGUUGUUCAUUUGGAUCGCGAUUCAAAACUGGCGCCUUUUCAAGGAGACCGGCAACCAUUAGACUACCCCCGUGACAUUCGAGGUAGAGUAUGAUGGUUCCAUCGAGUAGGUAGUGCCUAGACGGGGCUCCACCCAGCACUUAGUUUACGUCGCGAUUGCGGCCCCGAACACGACCGUUUCCAGGGUACAGUCACGCCCCUGCCAUGCGAGUACUGUACUCCCAUUCGCUGGCCCAUAUCUCAUCUGGUCCAUCGCAUUAGCCUAAUCUGCCAGCAACGUGAACGGAAAAAAAAAAGGAGAAAAAGGUAAAAAAAAAAAAAAAUGCGGCCAUAUCGACGUUGCCACUGACGGGAGAAAUCGCGGCGAGGUGCUGCCACCUGGCAGGAUCGGGAGGUUGACCGGUUGUCGAAUCGAUCUCUUUUUUUUUUCCUCCCCGCAAGCAACGUUGUCUCGCUCUCAUUUCGACUAGUAGUUCGAUUUGAUUGUUCGCGUGUCGCUAGCGUUAAUAUUUUCCUGUAACAGUUUUGCAGUUUGUUGUUCGUAUCCUGUUUGCGUCGGCUAGAAACAAGAAUUUCUCCCAUGGCCGUUUGAUUCAUAAAAAGGACCAUUGGAUGAUGGUUUAUUUCAUCAUCGGAAAUCCAUUGCAGUUGACGUCACGAUGCCGAGCUGCUGACGAUGCUGUAAAUUCUGGACAGUUGCAGGAUUGGAAAAUCACGCAUGCUGGAUAUUUCGAAAGACCGGAGGAGAGAGGGAAGGAAGGGCGGAAAGAAGAAAAGGAACAAGAUUUUCUCCUAAAGUCACGUUUGCAUUCCGCACGCGACUUCUCCGGUCGAAACGAAGAACAGUCGAAGGAGAAUAAGGACGGCGAGGAAGAAGAGGAGGAUGAGGAGAAGGAAGAGGAGGAGGAGGAGAAGAAGAAGAAGAAGAAGAAGAAGAGGAAGGGAAGGCAACGGGGCACGCAGUCAACGACUACAGAGACUAUCCGAGGUGCUGGUUGACAGCAACAAAUGCCUCGGUGCAGGCAAGACGGGGAGCUCGCGCCCGGGACGCCGGUUGCAGGACCGGCUUGAGAUAUUACCAGGCAGAUGCGGUCGCGCGCUGAUCAAAGAAACGCUCCUCACUGAGAGAGAUUAAAUGGAUGCUGGUGCGCGCCGGCAACCACCACAACGUGGCUACAAAUAAUAAGUCGGGAAGAGAGAAGAGGGAGAGAGGGAGGAAGAGAGAGAGAGAGAGAGAGAGAAGGGUAGACCUCUCUCUUCGUUCGCUCGCGCGGCCACCUUCCUAACUCGGACUUGAUACAUUCCCAUCUUGCGAAGCUCCGCUCCCGUUGUGCCGGCCCCGGCUCCGUAACUCUCACCCACGUCACGUCAUAACAUCAUUACGCCCGCGAUUGGUCAUGAACGAAUGAUUGGCCGCGCGUUAUUCCAGCGUCGCGCGCGACAUGCCGAGAUGUAUCUCGACGAGAUGUCGGAUCCGAAGGCACGUGUGUAAGCCCCGAGACUUUUACCAAUCCCCGCGAUGCUUCAUCUCCGAGGAAGCUCCGAGGUUUAUCGCCGGCCGUACAAAGCGAACAUACGCUUCUAACCGGUGUGUAGUCAUCUUUCACGUUAAGGACUUUGAUUUCGUCUCGGUGUAUUAAUGCUCGUUUUAUUCCCGGAAUAUCCUCCCGUCUUUUUUUUUUUUUUUUUUUUUUUUUUUGUUGAAAAU
Molecule: messenger RNA, 3000 nt
Organism: Camponotus floridanus (Florida carpenter ant)
Lineage: Eukaryota; Metazoa; Arthropoda; Insecta; Hymenoptera; Formicidae
Product: pre-rRNA-processing protein ESF2-like
Exons: 4
Coding region: 1905-2291 (128 amino acids)
Source: RefSeq, a predicted model, not a curated record